Messenger RNA from Rubroshorea leprosula, 597 nucleotides. The record is from the annotation of a GenBank genome assembly. Lineage: Eukaryota; Viridiplantae; Streptophyta; Magnoliopsida; Malvales; Dipterocarpaceae.
AUAAUCUAGUCUCUCAUGCAUCUUAUGCAUUCAACAGUUACUAUCAGCAAAAUGGAGCUAAUGAUGUUGCUUGCAGUUUUGGAGGAACAGGAGUCAUCGUCAACAAGGAUCCUAGCUAUGAUGAUUGCCUCUAUAUGACUGUUGGAGGAGUCAACAAAACUGCAGCAAGUAAUACAACAGCAAUUGCUUCAACUUCUUCCUCUACACAGAAUGAAGCAUUCACGUUGAUUUCUAGUUUCUUUUUCGUGACUUUAGUCUCAUUUCUUUUGAUCAUCGGUAAAUUCUAAGGGUUAUGAUUUUAGGAGAGCAGUUGACUAGAGUCCAGCAUGGAUGUAUGAAAGCAGCGCCUCAUGAGAUGAGGAAGAGUCAUCAACUAUAGAAGAAAUUUCUGAAACAGCACGGGGAUGAAUGCAUCUGCCCUCGCAUCGUCUCUUUCGUGCCAUAUCAAUUGUUUGAGAUGCGUUUUGAUCGGAUGAAUUGUGUAUGUUCUUGCAGAUAUGGUUCAUAUGGGUCAAGCCUGUGGCUAUGUAGUGGUUUCUUCGGUAGAAUGUACCAUCCAAUGUAAACCAACUGUGAAAAUAAACUAAAAUUGUGGCA